AUGCUCAGCCUACUCGUGAAAUCGGCAACAUGCAUCGCUUUAUUAUUAUGCUUGACUUGGUAUGGACAGACUCAUUUCUACCGUGACCCUGGUAGUGUCUUCUUCGAUAAGGCACGAGCAUACGAGACACAGUACUCAGAACACCGCAAGGCCGAAGUCGAGAAGCUAAUAAACUCGUAUCCGGGGCCGAAAAAGCCGGCUCUGGGCAAAGCAAGAGAUGGAAACAAACUCCUCUGCGUAGCACUGAGCUCCGUGAAGCGUGAGACACAAUAUCUCCCUACGACAAUAGGAAGUAUGCUACACGGCCUUUCGAAACAAGAACGAGAUGACCUCCAUAUAUCUAUCUUGAUAGCAGAAACCGAUCCAAGACGCCAUCCCGGCUGGAACCACCAAUGGCUGAACCAUGCGGCCGAUGAUAUCUUUACCUAUGAUCUCAACGACACACAAACGAAACACUUGAAUGACCUCGAAGAAAACGGACGAUAUCACGAGAAAGGGGUAUUCGACUACACUUGUGCCCUCGAACGAUGUUAUAAUACCGGCGCAUUAUACGUUGGCAUGUUUGAGGACGAUAUAAUCCUUGCUGAUGGAUGGUUCAUCAAGGUUCUACAAGGACUAGCAGAGAUAUCUGACUCUGGCCGCUGGCUGUUCAUGCGUCUUUUCAAUCAGGAGAGAUCAACAGGCUGGUCGAGUCGAGACAUUGGCGGCAAUAACGAAUUGUUGAUUAUUUUAGGCAUUGAUAUAGGAAUCGCAGCCUCCGUAUGGCUCUCUGGCAAAGCAUCAUUAUUUCCGCCAUCGCCUGGAGUGUUCAAAGAACCUUUUGGUUGUUGCUCACAGGCUAUGAUUUUCCCACGAUCUCAAGUCCCCUUGUUGAUGGAUAGCCUGAGGGACAGGAGGGAGGGGCAGAUAGACUUGAUGCUCGACGAGAUUGCUUCGAGUAAUGGGCUUGAUAGAUAUGCUUUGUACCCAGUUCAGACACAGCACAUUGGAAUCGAUUCAGCAAGAAAGACAACAAAGGAUGAGGCUCAAGCUAUAUGGAGCAUGGCCUUUGAAAAUCAAGACCCCAGAACUCUAAAGAAACAGCAUACGAGGUUGCUCGAAAAAUACCAACUAUGGCGCGAGAAGGCUGAGCAAGACGUUAUCGACUCUAUAUAUCUCGAUGAGUUAUCAUAG
Molecule: messenger RNA, 1173 nt
Organism: Fusarium redolens
Lineage: Eukaryota; Fungi; Ascomycota; Sordariomycetes; Hypocreales; Nectriaceae
Exons: 4
Coding region: 1-1173 (390 amino acids)
Biological process (GO): GPI anchor biosynthetic process
Cellular component (GO): Golgi membrane
Molecular function (GO): glycosyltransferase activity
Source: RefSeq, a predicted model, not a curated record